Necator americanus (New World hookworm) is the source of this 1338-nucleotide messenger RNA. RefSeq lists its product as uncharacterized. Bases 1 to 1338 code for a protein of 445 amino acids. The transcript has 12 exons. The record is from RefSeq and is a predicted model, not a curated record. Gene Ontology annotation, molecular function: structural constituent of cytoskeleton; GTP binding. NCBI's taxonomy places the organism in Eukaryota, Metazoa, Nematoda, Chromadorea, Rhabditida, Ancylostomatidae. Gene Ontology annotation, biological process: meiotic spindle organization; microtubule nucleation; mitotic spindle organization. Gene Ontology annotation, cellular component: cytoplasm; microtubule; spindle.
AUGUCCCACGCGAGGGGACAGUUGAUGUCCAUACAUGUUGGACAAUGUGGAAAUCAGAUUGGACAGAGUUUCUGGAAAACGCUUUGUGAUGAACACGCAAUUGACGGGAGAGGUCGAAUGACUUGCGAGGAAAGUCUUCACGACGACAAAGAUGUGUUUUUCUACCAGGCAGAUGAUGAUCACUACGUCCCUCGUGCAGUCUUGGUUGACUUGGAACCAAGAGUCAUCAACGGAAUCAUGGCUAGCGAGAAUUUCAGCAGACUCUUUAAUCCUGACAACAUCUACAUGUCAACACACGGAGGUGGUGCUGGUAACAACUGGGCAAGUGGUUACGGACAGGGAGGGGAAGUCUAUGAGCAGAUUCUGGAUAUUAUCGAGCGUGAAUCCGAAAACAGUGACCAGAUGAAUGGAUUUCUGUUCACUCAUUCAGUAUCUGGAGGCACAGGUUCCGGAAUGGGUUCGUUGAUCCUGGAGAAAAUCCGUGAUAGGUUCCCCAAGAAGAUCAUUUUGACAUUCUCUGUGUUUGCCAACCAUGGUGAGACGAGUGACGUAAUUGUACACCCCUACAACUCUGUUUUGUCCAUGGAGAGGCUGAUUGAUUUCCCAGAUCACGUUGUGGUAAUCGACAAUGCGGCAUUGAACAGGCUGGCUGCCGGAAAAUUCGGCACACAACAGCCUACAUUUGAUCAUAUCAACUCGCUGGUUGUUCGUAUCAUGUCUACGUCGACAGCUACAUUCAGAUUCGAUUCCCACCUUCUCACUUCAAUACGUUCACUUUUUAUAUCUCCAAUGCAACCUCUUCACUUUAUUCAAGCAGGUUUCUCCCCCGUUGUUGAUCCCAAUGAGUCAUUUACGAGAAAAACUUCGGUUGCGGACGUGGUGCGAAAUCUUUUGAAACCUUCUUCGAUGAUGGUUUCUACUGCAAGUAUGACGAAACCAACACAUUGCAUGUUGUCGGCAUACCUUUUUUUGCAAGGACAAAUCACUUCGACUGACGUGAACACCGUCUGUCUAUCCGAAAACCACUCCAUAAACGCAAUUCGUCGCGCACCUUGGGACUUCACAAACCCUUUGCGAAUUGUACACGCACCUUCUUCUCCAUACAUCAAACCCCAGUACAAGGUGUCUGGUCUGAUGCUAAACAAUCACACUAGCAUUGCACCUCUUUUCGAGCGUAUACUGCAACAGUUCGCUCGACUCCGCAGCAAAAAUGCAUUCAUAGACAGAUUCCAGAAAGAGGAAGGGUUCAGUGUCGAUAUGAUGGACAGCUCUGCAGAGCGAGUACAGGAAUUGAUAGACUUAUAUUCCGAAGCAGAAAAACCUGAAUUCCUCGGAUGA